CCAAGAAACAUAACCCGCCAAAUUAAUAUUUAAAGGAAAUUGUGCGUAAUCUGCACCGAUGACACAACGGGAACUAACUCCAUUUUAUUUAUAAAGUCAGUGUCCAGCCACGGCGAGCAUUUCGCGGACGUGCGUGAACUAAACAUACCUACAGCGCUUUUCUAAACGCCGGCGCUUAAGUGUAAACUAGUAAAAAAGAAGUAGCUAUGGACGAAGUACCAAAGUACGCGCCCCCGCCGCCGCCUCCAGCGCCUAAGCGCCUAAGCAGACCCAAGAUAACCCUUCAAAUCCCUACAUCACCAUAUGGAGGCCCUCCGUCCGCCGUCUCAAGAUUUUCAACCUCCAAUAACUACCACGGCUACCCACCAAGAACACCAGAAUCUCAUAAGUUUCACCCCAAUUUCAACCCAGAAUGGUAUCUGCACAUGACUCAGGCGUCGGACUUUAUAAGGAAUACGGCGAAAAGUGGACUAAGUUUCGGUGAAAAGACUGCUCUGUGGAUUGUUGGUAAAUUGAAGCAUUUGUCGAAGCGAUGGUUCACGCAUUUCUUUUUGAUGUUGUGUCUGGUGUUGUACAGUGUUAUGGGAGCGGCGAUCUUCAUGGCUCUAGAGGGUCCCCAUGAAGAGAAAUACGACAAGCAGUUGGGCGAUAUUCGGAAAGACUUCGCAAAAACGGUCCAUGACUUUGUGGUCAAAAAUACAGCAUUAAAGGACGAGAACUACACCUUCAUAGUGUCAAAACUGGAGCUAUACGAGAAAGAAGUGAGUGAGUGCAUCACGAAACUGCCGGACAACAACACCACCCGCACCACGUGGACGUUCAUCAACUCCAUGUUUUACUCCGGCACCAUAUUCACAACUAUUGGGUAUGGUCACAUAACUCCCAAGACGCUAUCAGGCCGUAUCGCCACCAUCGUCUACGCAAUCGUCGGCAUCCCACUCUUCUUGAUCGUGCUCGCUGACUUUGGCAAGCUGUUCACGCGCAUCAUCAAGUUCCUCUGGUCGUUCAUCAGGAGGUUCUAUUACACGAGGAGCUGUAGAAGUGUGAGGAGGGUCACGCAUGUUGAGGACAUGGUGAAGGGACUGAAUAUGGUAGCAGAUGUUGUGAGACGACCAUCGCAGAUUUUUAAUACCGAAGAAGAUUUGGAAUCUAAGCCGGAAGGUAAUGGAGAUCCGCCGAAAAUUGAAAGAAAACCUAGCGAUGUUCCGCCACCCCUACCACCUAAACCUGGCCAGCUGCAUACAACUGUAAUAGACGAUACAAUUGAGCCUGAGACUCCAGCACCUUCAGACUUUAUUAUUGAUGAAGAAUUCAAUCUGCCCAUCUCUAUUGCCAUCUUCAUUUUAGUCGUAUACAUCGUUGUUGGGGCAUUAGGAUACGAUAUAUGGGAGAAAUGGGGCUUUUUUGAGUCUUUCUACUUUGUGUUCAUAUCAAUGACGACGAUUGGUCUAGGUGACUACGUUCCAAAACACCCUUUGUUCAUGAUGAUGUCAAUUCUUUAUCUAGUUUUUGGUCUAGCCUUAAUGUCUAUGUGCAUCAACGUUGUUCAAGUGAAAUUAUCAGAUACAUUCAAAACGGCGAGCAGAAAGAUAGCUGAUACAGUUGGGUUACCAAUUACAGAGGAAGACAUAUUAGUUGAAGGUAAUCCAGCACCGCCAAUAGAAAUAGCUCCAGUACACAAAAGCAAAAGCGUAACCGACGAAGGCAAAAGCAACGAAGGAAAAGAUAAUGAAAAUAAAGAUAAAUUCGUGCAGAUUAAUUGUGAUUGA
Molecule: messenger RNA, 1769 nt
Organism: Cydia amplana
Lineage: Eukaryota; Metazoa; Arthropoda; Insecta; Lepidoptera; Tortricidae
Product: TWiK family of potassium channels protein 7
Exons: 5
Coding region: 207-1769 (520 amino acids)
Biological process (GO): stabilization of membrane potential; potassium ion transmembrane transport
Cellular component (GO): plasma membrane
Molecular function (GO): outward rectifier potassium channel activity; potassium ion leak channel activity
Source: RefSeq, a predicted model, not a curated record